Plasmodium gallinaceum is the source of this 1257-nucleotide messenger RNA. Its product is annotated as conserved protein, unknown function. Bases 1 to 1257 code for a protein of 418 amino acids. The record is from RefSeq and is a predicted model, not a curated record. Lineage: Eukaryota; Apicomplexa; Aconoidasida; Haemosporida; Plasmodiidae. The transcript has 2 exons.
AUGAAAGUUUACUUUUUAUUUUUUCUCUUUUUACUUUUUUGUAAUACUUUUUAUGCUUCCAUAUUGGAAUCAAUAAAGCAUGACCUUCAAAUAGUAAAUAAUCAAAAUUUCAACACAAUUGUAAAUAAAUUCAGAAAUGAAAAGGUUUUUGUGAUUUUAUUUUUCAAAAAAACAAAUAAAAAUAUAAAAAACAUUAUUAAAGAUUACAAUGAUGUUGCAAUAAAAUAUAAAGGGAUUAUAACAUUUUGUAUAGCUGAUUGUGAUACUAAUUCCUCUUUAUGUGAAAAUGAGUUGUCUCUCUACGUGCCUAAUUAUAAGACUAGUGAUUCACAUUAUUUUUUAGUAUAUCCAGUUAACCCAAUGCCUAAAUUUUUAUUUAAUGAAGAAGUUACUGAAAGUAAUAUAAAAAAAUAUACUUAUUUAAUUCCAUCGAAAAUAGAAAUAAUUAAAGAUGAAAAAGACUUAAAUGUUUUUAUUUCAAAACAUGAAAAUAUGCCAAAAGUUUUAAUUUUUAGUAACAAAAAAAAACCAAACUAUGUUUUAAAUGCUUUGAGCAAUAGUUUUAAUAAAAAAUUGAUGUUUUGUUAUAUUAACAAUGAAAUGCAAGAUUUAGUUAAAAAAUAUAAUAUUAAAAAUUUUCCAAGUAUAAUUAUUUUAAAAAAAAAUAAGGUAAUAGAUACUUAUAAGGGAAAACAUACUUAUAUUAAUAUUUUUGACUGGCUAAAUAUACAUUCAGAAACGUUUGUUCUUGGUGGUGGUUUUGAUAUUUCUCCAGAUAAAUCAGAUGAAAAACCAUGGAAAUUUGAAUUGAUUCCAAAAUUUACAAAAUUAUCUCAUGGAGAUAUUUGUUUUAAAAAAGCAGACAAAGGGUUGUGUUUAAUUUAUUUAAAAGAAGGAGAAAAAUUAGAAAAAAGUGAAAUUGAUAUGCUUCUUUCUUUAAAAGAAAAAUAUAAACCACAUAUAGAUGGGAGAGGAAUUAAUUUUAGAUUUAUGUGGAUAGAUAUAGCUAUGGAAACAAAUUUUCGAUCGCUUUUUGAAUUUAAUAAAUAUCCAUCUGUUGUUGUUUUUAAUCCUUACAAGAGAAUUAGAUAUGCAAAACUAAAUGAAGAUUUAAUUGCUACUCAAGAAAAUAUUGAAAAACUAUUAGAAAAAAUAUCAGGUGGGGAUGCAAAAUUUACUAUGUUGAAAGGACAGGUAUUACCAGAAUUUAUUCAAGACAAUGAAAAUAAUAAAACAAAUGAAAAGGAUGAAUUAUAA